UUUACAAAAAAAAAAAAAAAAAAAAAAGUAACCAUUUAAAAUCAGUGCGCAAAAUUUUAUUUAAAAUUGACUUUUUAAAAAACUGGCAAUACAAAAAAGGGGGUAAUAAAGACGAGAUAAAGAUGGCGAGAUAUAGUUGGAGAAACAAUGAAAAUAAUUAUUAUUAAUUGAAGUGAGGGCAAUCUGAGUGACCCAAGUGCUGUGUCCACUUAAACGAAUUAAUUAGUUUAUUUCACGUUAUUUUUUUAAAAAUAAUUAUCAUCGUACAAAUAUACUUACUCAUAUAUAUACAUAUAUAUGUAUAUAGAUAAUAAAUUUUUUAUUUACUCAAAAUUUAAAUUUUAAAAUUCGUUUUCUGAUAUAAAUAAAGUACACAUUUUACAAAGCACACGAGUACAUAUAUGUGGUAAUUUUAAAAUAUAUAUACAUAUGUAUAUGUAAAGUAUGAUUAUAUAUGUUAUUAUAGUGACUAGUUUGUGGUUAAAUUACUUAGGUGUGUGUACAUGAUAAAAAAAAAAGUUGACUAAAAUAGCCGUAAUUAAAAAUAUGACCUUCGUGCUUAGUAGGAUAAUUAAUUGAUUAAUUAAUAAAUAAUAUGAGUAUAUAUAUAAAUAUUUAUAUAAAUUUGAUAGACAAAUGGAUUUUUAAAUAAUAAUGCAAAGUUCUGACAUAAUUAACAAUGAAGAUGCAUUUACUGAGUUUGUUUAUUGGUAUCUAUGGAGGAGUUGCAUUUACAAGUGCACGAACUGAAGAAGAUCAGGCAUCAUCACCUGCAGCAAACACUGAGAUAAGACUCGGUAUUCCACCGCCAGAGAGAUGUUUUUAUCAAGAUGCCUCUGAGUGCCCUAAGAUUGAAAAUGCUGAUGAUUGUCCUUGUAAAAGAAUACCGAUACUGUCGGCUAGUAAUAAUGAGGAAUAUGCUGUCUUUUGUUGCAAUUUAAAUGCUAAGACUUUUGAAACUGGACUUGCUUGUGCUAAUUUCCCGGCUAAUGUAUCAUAUAUUCAUAUAAGAAACGCAACCUUAGAGGCUUUUAAUGUAAGUGAGGUCAAAUGGAGAAGACUCAAAUCACUGGCGAUCACUGACGGUAAAAUAAAUCGUAUCAAAGGUCAAUUUCUUAUGAUGACACCGACCCACUGUUUAAAUCUUUCAAAUAAUGCUCUUACUGAGAUUGAAAAUAAUUCUUUUACAAGAUUAGCUCAAUUAACGAGUUUAGAUUUAUCUUAUAAUAAUAUGACGCAUCUGCCUGCAUUAAAUAUUAUGAAUGGCCGAGAAUUUUGGCUUGACAUUUCCGGAACUAACACACUUUGGUGUCAUGAUGUCUCGCAGUAUAUCAACAAGACAGGAGAUAAACAGAUUAUAUUUAAUCGUGAAAAUGAGACUGUUUGCUCUGCUAGCAAAACUUGGAUAUGGUUCAAUGCUACUGAGCAAGUUCCACUUGAACAAGUCAGAUCAUUGAGUUUGCUUCAAACGGAGUGUCCAAAAGGGGAAACUUGGCAGUGCCAAUGUAGUUUUAACCGACUCAAUAUUGUACAAGGAGAAAAACCAGUGAUGGCUGUUAAAGUUGAUUGUAGUGGUAAUCAAUUGACUAAAUUACCUGAACGUCUUCCGCCGAGCACAAUUGCUCUUAAUGUGUCUUUUAAUAAUAUAACGACACUUGAUGAAAUCAGUACAAAUCCAUGGUACCAAGAUCUUCAAAACUUUUGGGCUGAUUACAAUAAUAUAACGUCCAUUAAUAAAAUUGAAGGAUCAAAAUUUUCAGAUAACUUUGAAAUUUUAAGUCUACGUUAUAAUAAAAUUAAAUCAGUGCCGACAUACAUUUUAGUCCCUAAUGUGUAUAAUAAAAAUCAUUUGAGCCACCGAUACGUCAAACUCGGUGGCAAUAAAUUACUUUGCAAUUGUAAUACGGCAAAAUAUUUAAAAGCUUGGUUACAAACGAAUAUACUUGAUCCUGACGAAGUUCUUUGUGAAAAUGUUAAGGAAAAAGUAGUUGAUUUAGAACCGUCCAAGAUGUGUGUUCACCCUGGUGACUGGACAGACUAUAUAUAUUAUUUAAUAGCAUUUGAAACGUUGAUGCUGAUAAGUCUUAUUGCUAAAGUAUCCUAUGACUAUUGGGUUUUUAAAACAGCAGGAUAUUUACCUUGGCCGGCAAAUAAAAUGCCAAAAUUACCUUGCGAUUGGCUGUGCGAGGCAUAGAUUAAUUAUAUAUAUAUAGAUUUAUUUAUACAUAAAGUUAUAUAAUAUUUUUUAAAUAAUUUACUAACAAUUGUUAUAUUAAUAGUAUAUUGUGUGACGAGGGAUGAAAACGAUUUCAGACCAGGGUGAAGUUGGACAUCACCCGCAGUCAAAAAUUGGGUUUUAUUCUGUGUUGCACACAAUUUUUUUUAUGAUUACCUGCAUUGGAAUUUAAAGUUUCCCACAAAAUUUUAACUUUUAGAGUUGAAGGUGGAAGUGUAUGCGAUUUUUCCCCAGAUCUGUACCUAAGAGUUCAAAUUUUUGCCACUGAUUGUGGCGUAUGCGCUUGUACACGUGGGUUGGAAUGUCCUACUUCACUUCCUUGGUGUGUAAUAUACUAAUAUUUUUUACCAAGAGUCAAAACAAGUGUGUUUCUGCACGUUGACUGGAAGUAUUCGUAAUUGAUGCGUUUGCUAGACACUGAAACUUUGAGUUUUGAUGCUGGUAUCAUGAAAAAAAAUUUUAUAAUUAUUAACCAUAUUGAUAAUCAAAUAAGUGAUAUUUUAAAAAUAAAUAUAUGUAUAACUUUUAGCAGGAUAUUUUUAUACACUGAUAUUAAUCGUUAAUUACUAAUUGUAUACCUUUUGUUAUUAAUUAUUUUUACAUAAAAAACAAAUCAAUUAAUUGAUCAGACUGAUACUCUUGUUAAAUUUUUUUUAAAUCAACAUGAUAAAU
Messenger RNA from Microplitis demolitor, 2908 nucleotides. RefSeq names its product protein halfway. Gene Ontology annotation, molecular function: protein binding. The record is from RefSeq and is a predicted model, not a curated record. The coding region runs from base 680 to 2194 and encodes 504 amino acids. The transcript has 8 exons. Lineage: Eukaryota; Metazoa; Arthropoda; Insecta; Hymenoptera; Braconidae.